Anopheles darlingi is the source of this 981-nucleotide messenger RNA. RefSeq names its product protein stunted-like. The transcript has 4 exons. Gene Ontology annotation, biological process: proton motive force-driven mitochondrial ATP synthesis. Gene Ontology annotation, cellular component: mitochondrial inner membrane. Lineage: Eukaryota; Metazoa; Arthropoda; Insecta; Diptera; Culicidae. The coding region runs from base 436 to 786 and encodes 116 amino acids. The record is from RefSeq and is a predicted model, not a curated record. Gene Ontology annotation, molecular function: proton-transporting ATP synthase activity, rotational mechanism.
UGUUCACAACCUUGCAACGUGAAAACCAUUCCAUUUGUACGUAAUUAGUACACUCAGCCGCAUCGUUGUGAAUGAUGGGUAUCACGCGAUUGAACGACAAGGGACCAAGAAACGACGGAGUGAUAGAGGAAGCCUCGCUGGAAGAGUUGGCGGGGUGGCAUUUUUCGGCAAACGAAAACUUUGAUUGUGUGCAUUGUAUUAAGUUGCUUAGGGGGUGGUAUAAAGUUCUUAUCUAAAGUGAGAUCGACCGCGGGUGCUAUAAAUCAUGCGAAGCAUUAGACGAAUGGGUUAUGAAAUCAUCAUCAUUAUCAGAAAAGCAAUUCGGUAUUAAUUAUUGAUUAACAGUCAACCUCGCUACAGUUGAGCGAAUCAUGCUUUAAUUCGUCGAGCAUGCCUUGCAGAAAAGGUUGAAAAACGGGUAAAUCAAAACAGGCCAUGUUUACAUUUAAGAUCUGUCAAAGCCCAGCAUUCCGUUCCGGCGAUUUUUGUAAAUUUUGCAGCCAGAAGGUGAAUCCUGGAGCGUGUGAUUCCGUUUGUGUGUUGUUUCACAGUGGAGAGCUACGUUUAACGAAGAACAGCAGAGGCAAACGGUCAAGCGAGAUGGCUAUCUGGAGAGCAGCCGGCUUGAAUUACAUUAAUUAUUCAAAUAUUGCCGCCAGCUUGGUACGCAAAGCUCUAAAACCGGAGCUGCGAGCGCAAGCUGCUCGGCGCGAGGAAUCUCACAUCAAAAUGACCAAGUGGAAGGAAGGCAAGCCGGAACAAACCCAGCAACAGCAAAUAAAAUGAGACGAGUGGGCCGGGCAGCGACACAGCAGGAGUAGGCGCUACCGAUUGUUGUCAACGAAUCCUGCUGUACGGGAUGCGGGAAGCCACUUACCUGCUGGGUGUCGGGCAGGGUUUCGUUCAGAAGCAAAAACCCCGUGAAACUUUGAAUUCCAAUAAACUUUAAAUCACUCCAAACCCAUCAUGACCUGUGGCCCG